Messenger RNA from Ricinus communis (castor bean), 586 nucleotides. Its product is annotated as dCTP pyrophosphatase 1. Lineage: Eukaryota; Viridiplantae; Streptophyta; Magnoliopsida; Malpighiales; Euphorbiaceae. Gene Ontology annotation, molecular function: nucleoside triphosphate diphosphatase activity. The record is from RefSeq and is a predicted model, not a curated record. The coding region runs from base 50 to 433 and encodes 127 amino acids. The transcript has 2 exons. Gene Ontology annotation, biological process: nucleoside triphosphate catabolic process.
AAAUAUCCCUCUUCUCUUUGAAACAGACCACCAAAAAAAGAGGUGAAGAAUGGGAGAAGUAGAAGUAGAAGGAGGAGAAGUGACUGCUGUGCAAGAGAAAGUGUUGGACAUUAGUCUCAAGGAUCUUUCAAGGAAACUUGAGGAAUUUGCUCAGGCCAGAGACUGGGAAAAGUACCAUAGUCCAAGGAAUCUUCUUCUUGCUAUGGUUGGAGAAGUAGGAGAGCUAUCAGAAAUAUUCCAAUGGAGAGGAGAGGUGGACAAAGGUUUGCCAAAUUGGAAAGCAUCAGACAAGGAGCAUCUAGGAGAAGAGUUGUCUGAUGUGCUGCUUUACCUCAUUAGAUUGGCUGAUAUUUGCGGCAUUGAUCUUGGCGAUGCUGCUGCCAAGAAAAUUGUCAAGAAUGCUAUCAAAUACCCUGCUGAUAAGAUAUACUGAAAAACAAUUUACUCCUUUCUUUUUUCUUUUCUUUUUGAGGGGUAAGGAUUUGUUUUACUUGUUCUUGCUUGGUGAGCUUGAAGAAAUCAUAAUUUUGAUGGAGUUUUCAUAGUGAACUUUUAAUAAAGUAGUAGACUUCGCCUUUGCUGAGCA